Cryptomeria japonica (Japanese cedar) is the source of this 1695-nucleotide messenger RNA. RefSeq lists its product as uncharacterized. The transcript is spliced from 8 exons. Gene Ontology annotation, cellular component: ribosome. The record is from RefSeq and is a predicted model, not a curated record. Bases 126 to 1118 code for a protein of 330 amino acids. Gene Ontology annotation, molecular function: structural constituent of ribosome. Lineage: Eukaryota; Viridiplantae; Streptophyta; Pinopsida; Cupressales; Cupressaceae. Gene Ontology annotation, biological process: translation.
CAUAAUACUAAGGCGUUAACAAAAUAAUUUUUCUGCUCUGCCAGAGCAUUACUGAUAUAAAUUGACAGGGUUUUAUCGAAGGGUUUUAUGCAUUGGACUGAAGUCUCAUUUUCUUAGAAACGAUCAUGUGGGUGUUGCGAAGAACCCUUACACAUACUCUCAGAGUGCACGGUGAAUAUAAUAAUGUGCUAAGAGCUUCUGCAAAUGUCCUUGAGAACUGGAAACACAACGCCACAAUAUACAGUCAUACCGCGGGAAGGUGCGUUGAAGAUGACAAUGUUUUGGCCGAAGAUGAAAAUUUAAGAACUUCUAAAUAUUUAUAUGGACGCGCUAUCCAGAACAAUAUAUGGUCACUGGUUUCUGUUCGAGGAUUUUGCUCAGUUAUCUCAACACCACAAACAGAUCUACAGAUGUCCCCAACAGAGUUACUGGCAGCACAGGCAGCAUAUGCUGCACAAAGGGUUCAAGGUAAGAAAAUGGACUUGAUGCAAAGAGUAACAAACAUGCAUAAUGAGGAUAAAGGUAUGAUGGUGCUAGCUGGGGAUGUUUUUGAUGUACCAAUUCGGAAAGAUAUUGUUCACCGAGUUGUGCGUUGGCAGUUAGCAAAAAGACAACAGGGAACACACUCAACAAAGACAAUAAGUGAAGUCAGUGGAACAGGAAAAAAACCGUGGAAACAAAAAGGAACAGGGAGAGCACGCCAUGGAACUCUGCGUGGCCCCCAGUUCAGGCAUGGAGCUACAAUGCAUGGCCCUAAGCCACGAAGUCAUGCAAUCAAGAUACAAAAGAAAGUCCGCCGCUUGGGCCUCAAAAUAGCUCUGUCAGCUCGUGCAGCUGAAGGGAAGUUGAUGAUUUUUGACAAUUUAGACUUGCCUUCACAUAAAACAAAGGAGGUAGUGAACUAUGUCUCUGAGUUGAACUGCAAGAAGAUUUUAUUAGUUGAUGGGGGUCCUAUAAAUCAGAAUCUUCGCCUGGCCACACAGAAUCUCCACUAUGCAAAUGUUCUACCUUCAAUAGGAUUAAAUGUUUACAGUAUUUUGCAACAUGAUACACUAGUGAUGACAGUUGAUGCGGUGAACCGAAUUGUGGAACGAAUGCAUACUCCAAUUAAUCGUUGAGUGAAAUAAAAUCAGCCACAGCUACAACCUUAUUGACAUUGGUCUCACUCCAGCAAUCAGUCCUCUGUUUGGUCAGCAUGAUUUAUGGCACAAGGAAUUUUUGUUUCUGCUAUGAAUAAGUUUGUUCUUUUUCAACUAUUUUAUUCACUAGCAAAGUAUUCUCUUGGUCAUGGACAAAUAUGUAUCCUUAUCAAGUAAUACAGCUUGGUUUUCUACAUUUUCUUUUAUUAUCUUGAGAUUGUGGAAGUCAGUUUCUUUGAAUAUACGUACGCUGUUCGGCAAAAUUUUGAAAUCCUGUUUCCAGUUGAUUUUCAUUCUUUGCAAGCUUAGUGACAUACAAAUGUCCAUCAGUUUGUGAGUUACUUUGAGCUCUGAUUCUUAUAUUCACUAUUUGAACUGAUGAGACAAACUUGCUUGGUGGCAAACUAAAGCAAGACUUCUGGUUUCUGGAAUUAUUCAAAUGUAAAAGCAUACCAUGCAACACGUUCUUUUUCCUGGAGUAGACAGACUAGAAUAUACAAACAAAUUGAAUUAAGUUUUGAACAAUUUUGUCAUAAUUGAGAGAAUUUUCAAUCAA